AUGGACAAGGAAAUUAAUGAAUAUUUAGGAGAAGAUGUAUUAUAUGAUGAUAUUGAAAAUAAAUAUGACAUUGUUGAUAUAAGUUCCAGUGAAGAAAAUGAGGAUGAAAAUAGUAUUGAAAAUAAUAAAGAUCCUGAUCAAAUAGAACUUGUAAAAUAUAAAGAAAACAUAAUUUCAUACUAUAAAAAAUUUUAUGGAAAUAAAAGCUUAUAUUGUGUUAAUAAUUACAAAAAAUGGAUUUAUUUUGGAAGUAUAAAUAACAAAUGUUAUUUAUACAAUUGUUUUGACGCUGAUUUGAAAUGCUUUGCUAAUAGCAUUGGAUUUAGUGAUAAAAAAAAUGUAAAUAUUUUUGAUAAAAAUGGAAUAAAAGGUAAUUCGAUAAAUUUGGAAAGUUUAAAAAACCAAAAAUAUAGAGAUACAGUGACAAAUAUAAAAUUUUCAAAAGAUUGUAAAUAUGUUGCUUUUUCUAUAUAUAAUGGUGAUAUAUAUGUAUAUGAAAAUAAUAAUACGAACAGUUCAGAAUUAUUGAAUUAUAAUUUAAGUAAUAUAAAGAAAAAUAUAAAUAAUAGUAAUUCAUUGGUAAAUAUAUAUAAUUGGAAUAUUGAUAAAAAUGUUACAAAAGAGGAACUAAUAAAUGAAGAUAUGAAAUUUAUAAAUAUUUUAAGUAUAAAUAAUUCAGAUGAUAAAAAAGAUAUAGAAUAUUUUAUGUUUUGUCCAUUUAAUGAAAAUGUUAUUAUAAGCAUUUAUUUAAAUUCACCAAAUAUAUAUAUUUGGGAUAUAUUAGAAAAUACACCUAUAAAUAUUGCGCAUACUAUUGAUGUACCAACAUUUAUAAAUGUAUGUAACUAUGGAAAUAAUUUUUAUCUUAUAUCUGGAUUUGAUAAUGGAACAACAGUUGUAUAUGAUUAUAAUAUAUAUAACUUAAAAAAAAAAGAUAAUACAAAUAAAAAGUUUGAAAAAAGAGAAAAAAAAUGUUAUCAUAGUAUGGGCUUUAGCCAACCUCGUCUAGCCAAAGAAAUUUUUGAUGAAAAUAACGACACUACUAAUGAAGGUACAUUAAGAAUAAAUUCUAGAAAUAUAAACAAUAAAUAUUUAUAUAAUGAAACAGUGCAAAAUCCACACAAUAUACUUAACAAUGAUUUCAAUGAAAAUUGUAGUAAUGAUAUAUUAUGUAUUGAUAAUUGUAUUACAAAUGAAAUAUAUUUAGCGACACACAAAAAUAUAAUUAAACUAUAUAACAUAAAUAGUAACAAUGUUGUUAGUAUUUAUGAUAAUAUGCAUAGCGAUUUAGUGGAUUACUGUUUAUUUAAUAACAAAAAAAAUAAUAUAUUUGCAUCAUCCUCGCUCGAUAAUAAUAUUAUAAUAUAUGAUUUUCAAAAUAAUAAAUGUAUUAACACAUUUUGUGCUAACUAUGAUUUUAAUAUAACUGAUACAAAUAAUAAAAUGGAAAAGGGAAUAAAUUUUUUAAAAUGGAUAAAUAGUAACUUACUUUUAUUUUCAAGUUUAAAUGGCAAUAUAUAUAUUUAUGAUAUAAGAACAAGAAAAUGUGUACAUCAAUUUUAUUGUCAUACUGAUACUAUAUUUAAUAUUAAUUUAUCUCUUCAUUUAUAUCAGAAUAAAAAUAUAUUGUCAAUUUUAACAGCUAGUGAUGAUAACUCUUCGACUUUGCACUUUGUUGAUAUGUCUUCGUUCAUAUGA
Molecule: messenger RNA, 1698 nt
Organism: Plasmodium berghei ANKA
Lineage: Eukaryota; Apicomplexa; Aconoidasida; Haemosporida; Plasmodiidae
Product: WD repeat-containing protein, putative
Exons: 1
Coding region: 1-1698 (565 amino acids)
Molecular function (GO): protein binding
Source: RefSeq, a predicted model, not a curated record